CCUUGGUUCACAUUCACAGUCGUUUUCGUCUUUUUUUUUUUGUUUUUUUGUUUUUUUGAAUGAUUGAAUUUUAUUUUGUUUUUAGGGGAAGGCAGUAGAUUAUUUGAUUAUCUGUUUAUUUGCAGAUUAAUUACAUUAAAAUGUUUCCAAAUCAACUGUAAAAAGUCGAAAAGCGCAAGAAACGCUUCCCGGAAUUUAAUGGUGGCAGAUCAGUUUCCAUCCGCUGUUUCACUGACUCUCUUCGCUUCCAUUUAGUGCAACAAAGCGAUCCCUGAUUCAAUCCACCGCUUUUUCUGAGUUUGGACCUUUGUUUUCAAGUGUUUUCAGGAUUCUCAAUUCACACUAGAAAUAUCAAGAACUGUAACUUUCAAAUAUAUUUGAUUCCCAUCUCAUGAGCGAGGCUGUUGCUGUUCUUGCGAUGGCAAUUGAUAUAUCAUCUCUUUGCAAUACUGUUGGCUGGAAUUGAAGGAGGAAAAACCAAAAGACAAUGGAAGAAUCACAGGGGGAUUUUCUUCCAUCUGACGUUCCUGAAUCUACAUCUUCCAAUAACUGUGAAAGGAAUACUUCAAGUGCACAUUCGAAUCGUUGGUCUGGCUUUCCAGGUGUGAAGAAGAGAGGACACAGCAGUCGCUCAUGGAUAAAGAUUGACCAAGAUGGGAAUGUGAAGAUUUUGGAACUUGAUAAAGCUAAAAUAAUGAGACAGUGUUCUUUGCCAUCCAGGGACCUAAGGCUUUUGGACCCUUUGUUUAUUUAUCCUUCAACAAUACUAGGAAGGGAGAAGGCUAUUGUGGUCAGUCUUGAGCAAAUAAGAUGCAUAAUCACAGCUGAGGAGGUUAUCUUGAUGAACUCUUUGGACAUAAAUGUUGUCCAAUAUAAGUCUGAAUUAUGCAAGCGUCUUCAGGCAAAGAAAGACCAAUCUGAUGACCUGCCAUUUGAAUUUAGGGCUCUGGAACUGGCAUUGGAACUAACUUGCAUGUCACUUGAUGUAAAGGUGAAAGAACUGGAAAUGGAGAUAUAUCCAGUGCUAGAUGAACUAGCAUCAUCCAUUAAUACUCUUAACCUGGAGCGUGUUCGAAGGUUAAAAGGUCACCUCCUUACAUUAACCCAGCGAGUUCAGAAGGUUCGAGAUGAAUUAGAGCAUCUUAUGGAUGAUGAUGGUGACAUGGCUGAGAUGUACCUCACAGAGAAAAAACUAAGGUCAGAGGGCAACACCCCCCAUGAAAUAAAUCCUCUAACUAAUUUUUCUGGUGGGACCAGACAAGUUUCAAAAUCUGCUCCUGUUUCACCAAUAGCAUCGACCAGUGGAGCUCCAAGAUUGCAAAGGGCAUUUAGCAGUAUCGUGACUGCAAGUAAACAAGGAAGCUUAACUAGUUCACACGGUGGGGAUAAUAUUGAGCAACUUGAAAUGUUACUCGAGGCAUACUUUGUUGUCAUUGAUCAUACUCUUAGCAAGUUGUUAUCGCUGAAAGAGUACAUUGAUGACACUGAAGAUCUGAUCAACAUUAAAUUGGGCAAUGUCCAGAACCAUCUGAUUCAAUUUGAGUUACUUCUCACUGCGGCGACUUUUGUAGCCACAUUAUUCGCUGCUGUAGCAGGUGUGUUUGGAAUGAACUUUGCAGCUUCGAUUUUUGACUACCCGUCUGCAUUUAGUUGGGUUCUCAUUAUAACAGGUGCUGGAUGUGGGUUAUUGUACUUUUCUUUCUUGUUGUAUUUCAAGUACAAGAAAAUAUUCCCAUUGUAAGCUCGAGUUUCAAGAUGAAAACUACUAUUAUUCUUAUGUCGACGUUGUUAGAAUAUAUAUUGCAUUUGCAGUGCUUCGACAAA
Molecule: messenger RNA, 1824 nt
Organism: Gossypium raimondii (Peruvian cotton)
Lineage: Eukaryota; Viridiplantae; Streptophyta; Magnoliopsida; Malvales; Malvaceae
Product: magnesium transporter MRS2-5
Exons: 7
Coding region: 488-1741 (417 amino acids)
Biological process (GO): magnesium ion transport
Molecular function (GO): magnesium ion transmembrane transporter activity
Source: RefSeq, a predicted model, not a curated record